Molecule: messenger RNA, 1070 nt
Organism: Salvia hispanica
Lineage: Eukaryota; Viridiplantae; Streptophyta; Magnoliopsida; Lamiales; Lamiaceae
Source: RefSeq, a predicted model, not a curated record
AUGACGCAGGCGAGCAGGGCCCCGCGCCACACUAGGUUGGAUCACACUCGAAACGACACCGUUUUAUCUCUCACAAAUACCGUACAGCUGUUAUCUUCCACCUUGGUUUCAUCGACCGUUUUUCAGGGUGUGCAGUCUGGCUGGAAUUGUUCACUUGUAAAAGGCCAAUUGAAUAAGGUUUCUCUAGGUGGAUCUUUAAAAGCUGCAGCCUCCACUUCACCAGCUGGAGCCAAAGAUGUCGAUGUAUCCGAGGAACCUAAACAGACUGCUUUGGCAUCUGAAGAAACCAUAAGCGAAUUUGUUAGUCAAGUUGCCAGUCUAGUCAAGUUGGUUGAUUCUAAAGAUAUUGUGGAACUACAGCUGAAACAACUUGAUUGUGAAGUCUUAAUACGUAAAAAGGAGGCCUUACCUCCACCUCCUUCUCCUCCAGUGACCUAUUAUCAAUCACAGCCUCAGCCUGCAGCACUGCCUCCAGUUUCAGCACCUUCUCCAGGGCCGGCUGCUGCAGCUUCUACUCCAGCACCUUCACCACCCAAAGCUCAGCCGCCUAAAUCAUCUCAUCCUCCUCUGAAAAGCCCCAUGGCCGGAACCUUCUACCGAAGUCCAGCACCUGGUGAACCUCCAUUUGUCAAGGUUGGGGAUAAAGUAAAGAAGGGACAGGUUGUAUGCAUCAUCGAGGCCAUGAAAUUGAUGAAUGAAAUAGAAGCCGAUCAGGCUGGAACGGUAGUUGAUGUUGUUGCAGAAGAUGGCAAGCCAGUCAGUGUCGACACACCUUUGUUCGUGAUCGAACCUUAGAGCUGAUAAAGCCAAAAGCGCUGCACAGGCCAAGCAAGAGUAUUUCACUUUAAAAAAGUGGAGUGGAGCGGGAUUAAUUUAAUUUUGCUUGAUUUGUUUUUUACAUGAGACUAGCUAGCUAGAACAGCUCGUUUAUUCAUCAGGUUUAGAAGUCUGUGUGCAUCCUUUGUUUUACAUUUACAGACUCUGCUAUUGUGGAGCAUGUGUCUUUGUGCUUUCUGGUACAAACCUUACAAACUCUCUAAUGUAACUUGAGCAUUUUUGCCUUUUUACCA